AUGAUGAAAACGGAGUCUUCAGGGGAAAGAUCAACCCUCCGAAGUGCCUCUCCUCACAGGAACGCUUACAGAACUGAGUUCCAGGCGCUGAAAAGCACCUUUGACAAACCGAAAUCAGACGGAGACCAAAAAACGAAAGAGGAAGGAGAGGCCUCGCAGAGCAGGGGAAGGAAAUAUGGCUCAAAUGUCAAUAGGAUUAAGAACUUAUUUAUGCAGAUGGGCAUGGAGCCCACUGAAAGUGCUGGAGUUACCCCUAAAACCAGGGGGAAGGGUGGCCCUCCAUCACCUCAAAGACGCAUUAGGCCCAAAGAAUUUGUAGAAAAAGCAGAUGGUUCAAUCGUAAAGUUGGAAUCCUCCGUCUCAGAAAGGAUUAGUAGAUUUGAUACUCUCCAUGAUGGCCCUUCCUAUUCCAAGUUUUCCGAAACUCGGAAGAUGUUUGAGCGAAACGCUCAUGAAACGGGACAUUCCAAUCGCUAUUCCCCAAAGAAAGAGAAAGUCGUUUCCAAUGAGCUCCCGGACGAAUGGUGCAGCUCCAAGUCUCACAGAGGCAGCACCGAUUCGCUGGACAGCCUCAGCCCAAGGACAGAGACCAUCUCUCCGACUGUGAGUCAGCUCAGCGCAGUUUUUGAAAACACUGACUCACACAAUGCAGUUGCUGUGGAGAAGUCGGAGAACAACGAGGAGUACUCUGUCACUGGUCACUAUCCGCUAAACCUCUCCUCCACUGUCGCAAAUAUCCCCUCCCCGGUUGCUAACAUCGAGGGUUUCAGUCCUUUGAAAGAUGCGGGCACGUGGUCCCCCCCAUCCAAACAGAGCACAGGGGUGACAGCCGCGGAGAACUCUCCGCACAACAGUGCGCCUUCAGCACCGAGACAGAAGGUGUCCACAGGCACCUUGGUGGGUUCAAAAACAACAGAAGAAAGAAGGAAGAGUGCGGAGGCAAGUCCUGAUUCUGCUGAGAGCUCUGUAGCGAGCCAGCAGGAUUUGGUCAACGUGCUUGACAGUGAGAGAUCUGCGGACAGCUGUGCUAGGAAUAAGUCAAAAACCGAGUCGGAAGUUUUGCCUCAAAAGGAACGGUCAGAACAUGCAGAGGGUAUCUGUGAGACACCCGAAGCUGCAGAAGUACCGAGAAGUGUGGUUUCAGGUGAUGAUUUUGCCACAGAUGCUGUUUCAGACCCUACUGAGUCCCAUUUUGAUGAGGCAAGUGAAAAAGAAGCGCAUGAAGAUGUGAAUAAUUUUCAGAGUUCCCAUGUGUAUAUGCACUCUGACUACAACGUGUAUCGGGUACGAUCCAGAUAUAAUUCUGACUGGGGAGAGACAGGUACUGAACAGGAUGAUCAGGAUGACAGUGAUGACAAUAACUGUUAUGAACCUGAUAUGGAAUAUUCUGAAAUUAAUGGAUUGCCAGAUGAAGAUGAAAUCCCAGCUAACAGAAAGAUACAGUUUAGCCGUGCUCCAAUUAAG
This is a messenger RNA of Mesitornis unicolor (brown roatelo), 1464 nucleotides long. Its product is annotated as neurabin-1-like. Gene Ontology annotation, biological process: actin filament organization; neuron projection development; calcium-mediated signaling. NCBI's taxonomy places the organism in Eukaryota, Metazoa, Chordata, Aves, Mesitornithiformes, Mesitornithidae. The transcript has a single exon. Gene Ontology annotation, molecular function: actin filament binding. The record is from RefSeq and is a predicted model, not a curated record. The annotation marks the transcript as partial. Gene Ontology annotation, cellular component: postsynaptic density; cytoplasm; actin cytoskeleton.